Molecule: messenger RNA, 1841 nt
Organism: Paramecium tetraurelia
Lineage: Eukaryota; Ciliophora; Oligohymenophorea; Peniculida; Parameciidae
Exons: 4
Biological process (GO): arginyl-tRNA aminoacylation
Cellular component (GO): cytoplasm
Molecular function (GO): ATP binding; arginine-tRNA ligase activity
Source: RefSeq, a predicted model, not a curated record
AUGGAUUAGAUUGGUGUAAACACAAUGCGAAGUGUACAGAAGCUGAUUAAAUCAGCAAUGAAAACAAGGGUUUUGACAGCAUUUCCAAAUCUCCCACAGAAUAGUUUUGAGAUUUAAUUGGAAUCAAUAUCAAACAAUCUUAAUUUUGAAUACAAGACACCCACAGUGAUAAGAAUCUACAAUCAAUUUAAAAAGUAAAAUUUAUUUGGAGAUUUGAAAUCAGAAGUUGAAGUGGCAUAGAAAAUAGCAGCUACAGAAGGUUAAGACAAUGUUAUUUAAAAGGUUGAGGCCAUUGAGAAAGGAUUCCUCACAAUUCAAUUAAAUAAUUAAUUCAUAGAGGAUGAAAUAAACUCAAUCUUGGCAAAUGGAUUAAAAUUCCCAUUAGAGAAGAAAUAAAAAGUAGUUGUAGAUUACUCAAGUCCUAACAUUGCAAAGGAAAUGCAUGUUGGUCAUUUACGAUCAACAAUCUUAGGAGAAUCCUUAUGCCGAAUUUUGGAAUUCUAAGGAUAAGAGGUAGUCCGAGUUAAUCACGUUGGUGAUUGGGGAACCUAAUUUGGAAUGUUGAUUAAUCAUCUAUUAGAAGAAUACCCUGAUUACUAGACUAACAAACCAGCUUUGAAGGAAUUAGAAGAUUUAUACAAGGAAGCAAAGAAGAAGUUCGACUCAAAUGAGGAAUUCAAAUUGAAAUCCUAACAAUUCGUUGUAAAAUUGCAAGCUUUGGAUCCAGUAUGCAUAGAUGCAUGGAAAAUGAUAUGUGAUUUAAGUCGAUAGGAAUACAAUAAGAUUUAUCAAAGGUUGAAUGUCAAGAUAACAGAAUAUGGAGAGAGUUAUUACAAUCCCAUUUUAAAUGAAAUAGUGAAGGAAUGUGAAGCCAAAGGAAUAGUUGAAUUGGAUUAGGGAGCCAAGAUCAUCAGGGUGAAAGGUGAGAAGGUGCCUCUCAUGAUUGUGAAGAAGGAUGGUGGUUAUAAUUAUGAUACAACUGACAUGGCUGCAGCUAAAACUCGUAUUUUAGAAUGGAAGUGUGACAGAUUACUUUAUCUAACUGAUGUAGGAUAAUGGAAUCACUUUAAACUAGUUUUUGAAGGUGCCAAGUUGAUGGGAUGGCAUCAACCACCAAAUACAUCAAUGGAACAUAUGGGAUUUGGUUUAGUAUUGGGUCCUGAUGGCAAGAAGUUUAAGACAAGGUCAGGUGAUACAGUCAAGUUGAUUGAUUUAUUGGAUGAAGCCAAAGAGAGGGCUUUAAAGCAAAUCCAAUUGAGAGUUUAAGAAAAUUAGUAAGGAAAAGAGUUCUCAACAGGAACAGCCCUAUCUCCAGAAGAAUUCGAGACUGCUGCAGAGAGAAUGGGAAUAGCUGCUAUUAAAUACUAUGAUUUAAAGUAGAAUCGUAUAUCUGAUUACAAUUUCGAUUAUGAUAAGAUGCUUGAUCCAAAGGGUAAUACUGCAGUUUACUUGAUGUAUUCAUAUGUUCGAAUGCUAUCUAUCUUAAGAAAGAGUGGUAUUCAAGACUUUGAAGUUUUCAAAGGAGAACAUAAAUUCAAAAUAACACAUCAACAUGAACGACAUUUAGCUGCUUAAUUAUUACGAUUUGUUGAUGUUCUAUAAUCAGUGACUGAUUAAUUAGCAAUUAAUUGGUUAUGUGAUUAUAUUUAUGACAUUUGUGUGAAGAUAGCAGAAGCUUAUAAUUAAUAUCGUAUUUUGAAUGAUGAGCACACUCAAACAAGGUUGUUAUUGUGCGAAGCAGUGAAAAUGGUGUUGUUGCAAUCCUUCCAUUUGGUUGGAAUUGAACCCAUAGAAAAAAUCUGAAGCGACAUAUAUUACAUUAAAAUAAAUAUAUAUUUUUU